Molecule: messenger RNA, 1384 nt
Organism: Mercurialis annua (annual mercury)
Lineage: Eukaryota; Viridiplantae; Streptophyta; Magnoliopsida; Malpighiales; Euphorbiaceae
Product: protein ULTRAPETALA 1-like
Exons: 3
Coding region: 442-1149 (235 amino acids)
Cellular component (GO): nucleus; cytosol
Molecular function (GO): DNA binding
Source: RefSeq, a predicted model, not a curated record
GUUUUCUCAUAAGCCAAUACAAAAGUAAACCGAACCAAAUCAAACCGAACUAAACCAAACUAAAAUCCCUUUUUUAUGGGUUAAAUUUAGUAUCUGGUGUCAUGUCAUGCAGCAACUAGUAUUAUAUAGUUAGAGCAAAGCAACCAAACAACAUAAACAAGGGGCUCUUAACUCUCGUCUCCAUCUCCAACACUCACACCCCACGCCAUUUGUUUCUCUCUCUACCCACUUCUCUCUCUAAAACGCACGAACCCCAAUACCCAUCUCUCUCUCUUCACCAGAUCUCUAUAUAUCUUACCACCAAAGCCUCGAUUUUUAUCAUUUUUUAACCUUUUCCUUUCGUUUUUUGCUCUACCCACCAACCAAAAUCCAAUCUUUUUCAUCGGUUUGGCUGAUUUUAGCCUCAAAGAUCAUUUUUUUAGAGAGGGGGAGUGAAAAAAAAUGGCUAAUGGGGGUGAUGAGAAGGAGAUAUUAAUCUUCAGCGAUGAAGAGUUGAGAGAGAUGAGUGGUGUGAAUAGAGGUGGGGAUUAUAUUGAAGUGACGUGUGGGUGUACUAGCCAUAGAUAUGGUGAUGCUGUUGGUAGACUUAGGGUUUUUGUUAAUGGUGAUCUUGAUAUCACCUGUGAAUGCACUCCUGGCUGCAAUGAAGACAAGCUGACUCCAGCUGCAUUUGAGAAACAUUCUGGGAGAGAGACAGCAAGAAAGUGGAAGAACAAUGUAUGGGUCAUAGUUAACGGGGACAAGGUUGCAUUGUCAAAGACAGUAUUGCUCAAGUACUAUAACGAAGCAUCCAAAGGUGGCAAUGGCUCUCACAGAUCCAAUAAUGGAAAAGUUUCUCACCGUGAUGAGUUUGUUUGCUGCAGUAAGUGUAAAAAGGAACGGAGGUUUCGCUUACGAACCAAAGAAGAGUGUCGAAUUCACCAUGAUGCUUUGGCUGAUCCAAAUUGGAAAUGUGCUGAUCUGCAAUUUGACAAAAUAAAAUGUGAUGAUGAUGAAGAACGAGCAAGCAGACGGGUAUAUAGAGGAUGCAGUAGAUCCCCUACAUGCAAGGGUUGCACUUCUUGCGUAUGCUUCGGGUGUGAAAUCUGCCGUUUCACAGAUUGCAGCUGCCAGACUUGUACCGACUUCACAAGGAAUGCAAAAGCAUGAAUAGUCCGUCUAUCUUUAGUAUUAUCCUUUUCUUCUUUUCUAUUUAUGGUGACCCUUUAAUGGCCAUUAGUGCUCUUCUCCAUCCUCAUGUCCAACUAUUAAGCCUAAAACGGCAUUUUCUGAUGUCAAACUAAAAAGAUUUGCAGUCUUUGGGUUCAUCAUUAGUUCCCAUUGGCGUUUGCAGAACUUUGAAAUUUGUAACUUGUCCCUUCAUUAUUUAGCUUGUUAAUGUCUA